Messenger RNA from Hibiscus syriacus, 1296 nucleotides. RefSeq lists its product as uncharacterized. Gene Ontology annotation, biological process: carbohydrate metabolic process. NCBI's taxonomy places the organism in Eukaryota, Viridiplantae, Streptophyta, Magnoliopsida, Malvales, Malvaceae. Gene Ontology annotation, cellular component: Golgi apparatus. Gene Ontology annotation, molecular function: acetyltransferase activity. The transcript has a single exon. The record is from RefSeq and is a predicted model, not a curated record. Bases 140 to 1258 code for a protein of 372 amino acids.
UGUCUUUGAUGCCAGGGUAAUGAAGGGGAAAUGUAAAUAAAGAAAAAAAAUCACAGAAAAUGUUUCUGUAGUUUGGAGAAAUUCCCAGAUCUGUGAUUGAAGAGAGCAAACGGAAAAGGAUGAAAAGUUGAUAGUGUUUAUGAUGUUAGGAGCGGUGCAAUUGGGAGCAGCGGCGGCGUGCGUGGUGGUUUUAAUCCCGAUGGGAAUGGCCGGUUGGCAUUUGAGCCGAAACAAGGUGCUCUUUUUCAGCGGCGCCCUUUUCAUUUCUCUAGCCAUUUGCGUCCAUUUGACUCCCUAUUUCCCUUCGCUCCCCGAAUUCGUCAACUCCGUUUCUUCCGUCGUAGUCUUCGAUCCCCGCACUUCGUGCACCAAUUUGGUCAACGACAUUUCUUGGCAAGUCAACCCCAAAAACGCUUCUUCCCGUUUUCACAUCAACGCCACCGACGAUCUCGAUUUGUACGAUAAGCGCUGGGACUGGUCCGGUUCCCACAAGCUCAAAGCUUGCGACUUUCAGAAAUUGUCUAGAUCCGAUGCUUCCGAUUUGUUAAACGGAUCCUGGGUGAUCGUCGCCGGUGAUUCGCAAGCUCGAUUGUUCGCCCUCUCUUUGUUGAGUCUGGUUUUUGGGUCCGAAUUCCAACGCAUGGAUUCGGUCAGAGCCGAUUUGUUCAAGAGGCGUAGUGAUUACAGCAUUUUAGUUGACGAAAUCGGUAUGAAAAUGGAUUUCGUUUGGGCGCCUUACGUUGUGAAUUUGACCGAUUUGAUCACUGAUUACAAAACCCAAAAGAGCUGCCCUGAUGUUAUGGUCAUGGGGGCUGGUCUUUGGGACAUGCUUCAUUUCAACAAUACAUCAGAUUAUGAGUUUGCCUUGCGGAUGUUGAAAAGUAAAGUAGUUUCUUUGUUGCCAUUGUCGACUGAGUUGCCCAUGAAUGAACCAGUAGUUGGUUCAGUCCCCAUCAAGUCAUCCUCCCAUUUGUUUUGGCUCGGCAUGCCGGUGCUGAUCAAUGGGAUGUUGAAUACAGAGGAGAAGAGGGAGAAGAUGAGCGAUGCAGUGUGGCAUGCUUACGAUCGAGCACUCGGCGAUAGUAAGCUAUUACGCCAAACCGGCGGCCCUCUGCAUUUGCUGGAUUCCCAGUCAUUGACUUGGAAUUGUGGUCCGCGUUGUACAUCCGAUGGUAUGCAUUAUGAUGGAGCUAUCUAUGAAGCUACCGUUCAGAUAAUGCUAAAUACAUUGCUUAUUGAAUCUCAUCAGAGGCUUUGAUUAUACCUAUGAUUUCCCAGGUUUUCUCCCCUGCUUUG